CUUCCCCAGUCCUAGACUCAUCGUAUACUCCGCACCAAGAGAGGCACAAUGAGAUGACAGCGGAGAGCACGUAGAGAAGAAAAGGAAAACAAAUGGCUUCGAAGGAAAACGCUGUUUCUUCGUAUAAUUUGUUAAUUGCAAGUCUCGAAUCAAAGCAUCAACAGGAAUUGCAAAACUUGAGUGUUGUGACACAGCCCUGGAAAACAGUGAAGUUUUUCAUUUUGGUUGUACUACAGUACCUGAGGCAGUGGUUCACAUAUGUUUUGUCACAUGCUCAUGCUGUAUGGCUUACACUUUUGAGUGGAAUAGCUGUGUUUGCUGUAUGCAGGCUUACACUUAUGCAGCAUUAUUUAGCACAAGUGUUUGAGUAUGCUCAAUUUGGAUUAUGGUGGGUGGCCCUUGGUGUUGCAUCAUCUAUUGGAUUUGGGUCAGGUUUGCACACAUUUGUUCUGUAUUUAGGUCCUCACAUUGCUAUGUUCACUAUAAAAGCAAUGAAGUGUGGGCGAGUCGACUUAAAAACUGCUCCAUAUGAUACAAUGCAGUUUAACAGAAGCCCUUCAUGGAUGAGCAAGAAUUGUUCAGAGUUUGGGCCUCCAUUAUAUUAUCAUUCGGUUCCACUCACCAGUAUAUUACAGCAGGUGCAAUUAGAAUCCAUUUUGCGGGGAAUUGGGACAACCCUGGGAGAGAUUCCUUCAUAUUUUGUUUCAAGAGCAGCAAGCAAUUCAGGCAUUGAAGUUGAAGAUUUGGAAAUGUCCUCCACUGAAGAAGAUGCUGGAUUUCUAGUUACUCGUAUAAACAAAAUCAAGCACUGGUUUCUUUCACAUGCACAAAAUAUGAACCUGCUCACAAUCCUAAUCCUGGCUACAGUGCCUAAUCCGCUAUUUGACAUGGCUGGUGUAAUGUGUGGACAAUUUGGCAUUCCUUUCUGGAAGUUCUUUAUUGCUACUUUGGUUGGAAAGGGUAUCAUUAAAACUUAUAUGCAGACAGUUUUUGUUAUAUUAGUGUGCAAUAAUCAGCUGCUGGAAUGGAGUGAAAAUGAGUUGAUGUGGGUCCGUAGCUCUGUACCUGGAGUUGAUUCCAUCCUAUCAAAACUCGUAGCCAAGCUUCAUUCCAUGAAGGACCGUUACAUGACAACCAAACUUCAUGCGUCUUCAAAUAAUGUUAAGGGGAGCCAUUGGGAGUACUACUCCCUUGCUUCUGCAUGGAAUGCUGUUGUAUGCAUCAUGAUAUUCAACUUUUUGGCUAAGAUUUUGAAUGCAACUGCACAACGCCAUCUCAGAAAACAGCAAGAGAAGGAAUUGGCUGCUUUGAAGCUGAAGUUGCUUGGAUAAAUUUGAUGGAUACUAGCUUCUUGGACUGGUCAAAUAAUAUUAGUGUGUUUGGUAAACAAUUUUUUUUUCAUGGCAAUAAACUGAAAAUGAAAAAGUUACUUUGAGUAGCUUAUUGAUAUUAGGGUAUUACAUUUUUGUUUUAAAAGUUUAAUUUAUUUUUAAUAGUUGUUCGUUAUUGUAGUUAGGGUGGGCGUUUUGGUUCGGGUUAUUCGAGCCGAGCUGAAACCUAGCCGAACGACUUGGUUUUGGUUUAUUAUAAAAAUUGAUCGGUUCUAUAUUUUAUAAA
Messenger RNA from Ipomoea triloba (trilobed morning glory), 1617 nucleotides. Its product is annotated as vacuole membrane protein KMS1-like. The coding region runs from base 93 to 1331 and encodes 412 amino acids. The record is from RefSeq and is a predicted model, not a curated record. Lineage: Eukaryota; Viridiplantae; Streptophyta; Magnoliopsida; Solanales; Convolvulaceae. The transcript has 7 exons.